AUGGCGACGCCUUCGCCACCAAAACCGUGGGAGAGAGCAGGCGCAGGAAACGCAUUAUCAACAGCUCCUAUGGCCGGUAGUCCCGCUGCCUCUACCGCGAUGACUACCACAGUGGCCAACCCCGCAGCCUCAACGGCAUCCACUGCCCCCGAUCUUCCCUCCCGUCCCAGUGCCCUCAACUCCGUGGUCAACAGUACUGCCUCAAAUUACUCACCCUACGGUGCCUCGCGCCUUGGAACAAACGCUUACGGCUCCACCUAUGGUGGUAUGGGCGGCAUGGGCAGCUACUCAUCACCGUACUCGCGCUUCGGCGGCAUGGGCGGUAUGGGCUCCAUGUAUGGCGGCGGAUAUGGAGGCUACGGAGGUGGCAUGUACGGAGGAAUGGGCGGUAUGGGGGGCAUGGGAGGGAUGUACGGUGGCAUGCCCGGCCAAGAUCCCAAUGAUCCUAACAGCCUGACCAACUCGUUUGGACAGAGCACCCAGGCCACCUUUCACAUGAUUGAGAGUAUCGUCGGUGCAUUUGGAGGCUUUGCUCAGAUGCUCGAGAGCACAUACAUGGCCACGCACAGUUCAUUCUUUGCAAUGGUCUCGGUCGCAGAACAAUUCGGUAAUCUGCGCAAUACCCUCGGCUCGGCUCUGGGAAUUUUCACCCUGAUUAGAUGGUUCCGCACAUUGCUGGCGAAACUCACAGGACGUCCACCGCCAGCUGAUGCGACUUCGUUGACCCCGGCUGCAUUUGCGGCGUUCAUGGGCAAGCGCUCGGUAGGAGCCACACUUCCCGAUGGCUCGCCAGCUCCCGCCAAGCCAUCCAAGAAGCCCUUCUUCAUGUUCCUGAUUGCGCUCUUUGGUCUUCCAUAUCUCAUGGGCAAGCUCAUUAAGACAAUGGCCCGGUCCCAGGAGGAAGAGGCCAAGCGUCGCCAGCAGCUCCUCGGGCCCAACGGUGAGCCUGGCUCAGCAUCGCUCGACCCGACUAAGCUGGACUUCUGCCGUCUGAUGUACGACUAUACCCCUGAGACACAGGAGAGCAACGGCAUUGAUCUUGCCGUGAAGAAGGGCGACAUUGUCGCUGUCCUUAGCAAGUCUGACCCUAUGGGCAAUGCCUCCGAGUGGUGGCGCUGCCGUGCCCGUGAUGGCCGUCGCCGGCCCGCUCAGCAGGCCAUCACAGCCGGCAGCGAGCCCGCCACUCGCACCGUCACAAUGAAGGGUGAUCCUGUGGCCGAAGGCCGCACGCAGAGCCUGUCAUCUCUUACCAAGCCCGAGCUCACAAGCAAGAUGGGCGAUAUCUCGCCCGAAAGCUUCCAGAAGAGCACUUUCUACUCAUGA
Penicillium paradoxum is the source of this 1323-nucleotide messenger RNA. RefSeq names its product peroxin PEX13 (gene pex13). The transcript is spliced from 4 exons. Gene Ontology annotation, molecular function: protein binding. Gene Ontology annotation, cellular component: peroxisomal membrane; peroxisome; peroxisomal importomer complex. The coding region runs from base 1 to 1323 and encodes 440 amino acids. Lineage: Eukaryota; Fungi; Ascomycota; Eurotiomycetes; Eurotiales; Aspergillaceae. Gene Ontology annotation, biological process: protein import into peroxisome matrix, docking. The record is from RefSeq and is a predicted model, not a curated record.